Molecule: messenger RNA, 1608 nt
Organism: Onychostruthus taczanowskii (white-rumped snowfinch)
Lineage: Eukaryota; Metazoa; Chordata; Aves; Passeriformes; Passeridae
Gene: RHBG
Product: Rh family B glycoprotein
Exons: 11
Coding region: 161-1540 (459 amino acids)
Biological process (GO): ammonium homeostasis; ammonium transmembrane transport
Cellular component (GO): plasma membrane
Molecular function (GO): ammonium channel activity
Source: RefSeq, a predicted model, not a curated record
CACACGCUUCCCAGCACAGCGCCUGCAGCCACCUGAUGCGGCAAGGCCAGCUGCGGAGGUGUGCCAGGGCAUCCAAGUUGCCCGAGUUUCCGCGUUGGCAGCGCUGUCCCGCUCCCGGCAGUCCCUUCGAGGAGUUCACCUGUCCCGGCUGCCCCCCGACAUGGCUGAGCACGCAGCCGCCUCCAGGCUGCGGCUCUCGGGGCUGUGCUUCCUCCUGCAAAUCGUCAUCAUCCUCCUCUUCGCGGUUCUGGUGCGGUACAGCCCCGAGGGCAGCCCCGGGCCGUGCCCCCCGCAGCUGAACUGCAGCCGCAGGAGCCAGGACUCGGCUUUCCAGCAGCCCCGUUUUCACGACGUCCACGUCCAAGUGCUCCUCAGCUUUGGGCUCCUGGUGGUGUUCCUCAGCCGCUAUGGGCCGGGCAGUGCAGCCAUCAUCAUCCUCAUCACAGCCUUCGCCAUCCAGUGGGCUGUUCUGAUCCAGGGCAUGCUUUUCUUCUUCCUCAAUGGCAAAAUUUACGUGGGAGCUCAGAGCAUGGUCAGUGCUGAUUUCUGCACCGCAGCUGUUCUGAUCUCCACUGGAGCUGUUCUAGGCAGGGUAAACCCUGUGCAGAUGCUGCUGCUGGCCCUGCUGGAAGUCACCCUGUGCACUCUCAAUGAAUACAUCCUGCUCGGUCUCAUGGGGGUGAGCGACAGUGGACGCUCCUUGACCGUCCACACCUUCGGAGCUUAUUUCGGCCUGAUGGUUUCACGGGUCUUGUAUCAGCCCCACCAGGACAAGAGGAAGAGGGAAGAGCAGCAGGAUAAGGGGCACCAGACAGAUGUCUUUGCUGUGGUUGGAACCAUCUACCUGUGGAUCUUCUGGCCCAGCUUCACCUCCACCACCACCACUGUCCACCACAAUGCCGAGAACUGGGCAGUGCUCAACACCUACUUCUCACUGGUGGCAAGCACCGUGUCCACCUUCAUCCUCUCUCCUGUCCUCUACGAGGAGAGCACCCCAAGGAUGGUUCAGAUCCAGGAUGCCACCCUGGCUGGCGUGGCAGUGAUGGGCAUGGCUGGGGAGAUGUUGGUCACCCCCUUUGGGGCCCUCAUUGCGGGGCUUCUGGUUGGCCUGAUGUCCCCACUUGGCUUCAGAUUCUUCACGCCCGUUCUACACUCCAGGCUGAAAAUCCAGGACACCUGUGGGGUUCACAACACCCACGGGCUGCCUGGGGUGCUGGGGGCCUUGCUGGGGACGCUGCUGACGCUGCUGGCCACCGCAGACACUCAUGGUCACAGGCUGGAGCUUGUAUUCCCACUGGUGGCCCAGGGCAGCCGGACAAUCACUGACCAAGCACUCAUCCAGCUCAGUGCCCUGCCCCUCACCCUGCUGUUUGCAACGCUCGGGGGCUUCAUCACGGGAACCAUCCUGAAAAUCAAGGUGCUGAGGUGCUCCCCGGACGCGCAGUACGAGGAGAACACCGUCUUGAGGGAGGUGGCUGAGGAAGGAUGUGACCCCAGUGCAAGUGGGAAGGAGGAGCUGGGCAUCAGCACCGUGGUGUAAUGAAUCCCCAGUGAGGUCCUGCACCACCAGUGGUCUCUCAUGGCCAGUGCCAGCUGGCUUCUGGCAGC